Molecule: messenger RNA, 835 nt
Organism: Xiphias gladius (swordfish)
Lineage: Eukaryota; Metazoa; Chordata; Actinopteri; Istiophoriformes; Xiphiidae
Product: COX8 domain-containing protein
Exons: 2
Coding region: 105-359 (84 amino acids)
Biological process (GO): mitochondrial electron transport, cytochrome c to oxygen
Cellular component (GO): mitochondrion
Source: RefSeq, a predicted model, not a curated record
UCAAACUGAAAACAUCAUAAUCAAAUUGAGAAAAAACAGGUACUCAACAUCAGGCAAUCAGAAUUAGUCAGCUUCUCAGUAAGCAGGUGCCAGUUGCUGUGACGAUGGUGAGUGGUGUCCUGAGGAUGAUUAUGGGAAAUGUUUCAGUGUUGACUUUGGCUCGUCCAAAAGAAAUCCUGAAGGCGACAAGGAAGAUGAUUUACAGCAAACCUCCCAGGAACAAGAUCGGAGCUGCGCAAAGUUUCUUCGUCAUGUCAGUGUUUGCGGUCGCCAUGUUGACUCCAGCUGCCUGGAUCCUUCAUCACCUGCCAGAGUACCGGCAGAGGUCCAAACAGGAUCAACAGCGUCCCAGGACGUGAUCUUCAUCUUUGUCAUCUUCUUCCUCCUCUUCCUUGGCACAAACAGCUGGAUGUUGUUCAUUUGUCAAUAUAUUUUAAACUUUAAUUAACAAAUGUAUCAGAUACAUACAUUUCAUGUUGAAUCAUUGAAAGUGAACUUCAAUCAAUAAACAUUUUGUCAUGACAUCUAUAGAACAGAGCUGUCCUAUCAAACAUGAGAGCAGCCUGUUUCUCUGCUCAUGGUCGUUUCUUUUAUUAAAAUUAAAGAUGUUUGAUGUUGCUGCUUCUCUCUGCUUAAAAACACUAGAAUCUGGACUCUGGACAAACAGGAACUUUCCGAAGUAAAAUAAAUGCUUGAGCUUGUGUGUUUGUAUUCGAGCAGGAUGUUUCUGUUUGUUUAGUUUUCUUCUGCUGGAUUUACACAGUUAAUCACUUCCUGUUUGUCUCAGUGGGAACUGAUGUUCUCAAACUCAUUAAACCUGAGUGGAAGACAUCAU